This is a messenger RNA of Haliotis rubra (blacklip abalone), 5232 nucleotides long. RefSeq names its product solute carrier family 4 member 11-like. Gene Ontology annotation, biological process: transmembrane transport; monoatomic anion transport; monoatomic ion homeostasis. Gene Ontology annotation, cellular component: plasma membrane; basolateral plasma membrane. Gene Ontology annotation, molecular function: solute:inorganic anion antiporter activity. NCBI's taxonomy places the organism in Eukaryota, Metazoa, Mollusca, Gastropoda, Lepetellida, Haliotidae. The record is from RefSeq and is a predicted model, not a curated record. The transcript is spliced from 19 exons. Bases 379 to 2883 code for a protein of 834 amino acids.
CAUUUGUUUGUGUGAUUAUAUUCAUCCCUUGUAUAUGAUUAGACUGACAUGCCUUAUUGAUAUCAUUAGAAAACAAUGCUGAGCGCCAUCUGAUGGCAGUGGGAGUGUGUGAUAGCUGGAGAUUAGGACUUGGCUAUGAUGUAAGAGGACUUGAUUGCUCCGUCUUGGAUAUACAGGAAUGGAGUCCCGCUAGGGGUUCUGGGAUAGGUAGUUGUUCUCACAUGCACACAAUUUGUGAGAGAGCUACUUUCAGUAGUUUUGAUGGAUGAGACGCUUACUUAGUGAUUUACUGUGAUAUUUGUGAACAACUUGUGAGAUCAAUACCUUUCCACUCUACCUGUUUACAUCUUCUGUUCCAGGGGAGGUUAACGAGUGGAGAUGAGUGAUACAGAAGAGGAAGUACAGGUGGUUCGGAGGAGGCAGAACGGACCCCCUGUGGAGCAGCUGCACCUACUGACUGUGCCAGGAGAUGAUGCCCCUCGGCCUGGGAGACUUGAUGGACCUGGGUUAAGGCACAGUGUCUACUCCAUUUCUGGGAUCCCAGAUGGAGAAGAUGUCAGCUUACUGCAUACUAAAUUUGAGGCAGUCCCUGUGAAAGACUUCUCCGCUGAGGUCCGGGCAUCUCUGGACGUGGAAAGUUACCUGAAGGAUGCCACACUCAUGCUGGACCUCCAUGAAACUGGGAUGCAGGAAAUUGUCAACAUCAUGCUCAACCGCUUCAUCAAGAACCAGGACAACCCAGAGUUUGACAUUGCAGAGGCUAAAGCAUCCCUGUAUACAGCUGAUUCAGGUCUUCUGUUGUCCAAGACAAUCCAAGGAACCGUUGCUAACAGUGAGAUGGGUGGGGUGGACUUUGACCAGUCGUGGCUGUGUAUGAUGUGUGAUGUGACAUCCAUAGCCAAACGGAAGGUUGUGAUUGCACGCCUCCACACACCGGCCAAUCUGGGGGCCAACUGCCAGGAGGUCACCUUCAUCGUCCUCAUCCUCACACCCACCAGAGAGAAAACCACCAAAAAUUACUUGGAGACUGGUCGGACAUUUGCGACAUUGUUCAUGGACCUGGAGUUCCGUCACUCGCUGCUUAGCAUUACUGAUGAGGAUGAGUUUAUCCGCCUCCUACAAGCCAGAACGAAACAACUUGUGUUGGAGCAGGGCCACCCAGAACACAGGAAGUCUCUGCCUAACGUGUCCGUCUUUGAUGUUGAUGGGGAGUCCAAAGCCCGAUGUCCCAUUGGGCAAGGGCUUCUGGGAGAUCUCAAAAGGAGGCUGCCUCAUUACUGGUCGGACUACAAAGAUGGUAUCAUAGGUCACAAGACCCCCCACAAAGUGUUGGCCACGACUCUGUUCCUCUACUUUGCCUGUGUGCUGCCCAACAUCGCCUUUGGUAUGCUCAACAGUGACAACACUCAUGGUGCUAUAGGUGUCAAGAAGAUCCUGUUUUCCCAAUGUUUUGGUGGUGUGGUGUUUGCCGUGCUUGGGGGGCAGCCGCUCAUUGUCCUCCUGACUACAGCUCCCCUUGCCCUCUACACCAAAAUUAUUUACAGUAUCUGUGAGGACUUUGACUUGGACUUCCAUGCAAUGUUUGCGGCCACUGGUCUAUGGAAUGCUUUCUUCCUCCUUCUGUACGCCUUCCUCAACACCAGCAAAAUGAUGCGCUGGUCAUCAAGGUCGACAGAGGAAAUAUUUUCUGUCUUCAUCACAUUUGCAUUCUCAGCAGAUGCUAUCAAAGAUACAAUUAAAGAUUUUGAUUCCAACUACCAUGCAGAAGCUUGUAAAGUGAAACCGAAUACCACAAACCUGUAUAAUACUACUAACGUGCCAACUGUGAUAACUACGCCUACUACUGUCCUGACAACUGUUGUUAGUAAUUUAACCAGUAAUAUCAACAGCAGUAUCAGCGAUGUGCACAAGGAGCAUGCUUGUCUGAGGGAAAAUAGUGUAUUAUUUUUGCUGCUAAUGCUUGGUACUGUCUGGUGUGGCCUUACUCUUCUCAACUUCACAAAAACGCCGUUCCUCAACGCCAACCGGCGGGAGAUUCUAGCAGACUAUGCUCUCCCAAUCUCAGUGCUGCUGAUGACCUUCUUUGGCUCCUAUGUCUUCUCAGAGGUCAACUUGGAACCCUUUGAGUAUAACCCGUCUGAGCAAAUGUUUGAGCUGGCCCACAUAGAGAGUCUCCCGGUGGGAGCCAUCUUUGCAGCAGCAGGUCUGGGCUUCAGCCUGUCACUUCUUUUCUUCAUGGACCAGAACAUUUCCAGCGCCCUUGUCAACACACCCAACAACAAGUUGAAGAAGGGUGCUGCCUACCACUGGGAUCUGUUUGUGGUGGCCAUCAUCAACGCCUUCCUCUCCGUCUUCACCCUCCCCUGGGUGCACGCUGCCCUGCCCCACUCCCCUCUCCAUGUGCGUGCCCUUGCUGAUGUGGAGGAGAGGGUUGAACAGGGACACAUUGCUCAGACUGUUGUCCAUGUGCGUGAGACGCGACUUACUGGGAUUAUAUCCCACGUCAUGAUUGGUCUCUCGGUGUUGAUGCUGCCACUUCCCUUGUCAUAUAUUCCACGAGCCGUUCUGGAUGGCCUCUUCCUGUUUGUGGCCAUCUCUGCUCUCUAUGGCAACCAGUUCUAUGAGAGGAUUCAGCUGCUGUUUACAGAACAGGCGGCGUACCCCCCGAACCACUACAUCCGCCGUGUUCCCCAGCGCAAGAUCCACACCUUCACAGGCAUCCAGCUCAUCCAGCUCUUCAUCCUGUGUGUGUUCGGCUUCUCCCCCAUAGCUUACAUGAAGAUGAUCUUCCCCAUACUUCUCAUGUUCCUCAUGCCUAUCAGACAUAAACUGGUUCCACAUGUCAUUGAAUCGAGAUUCCUGAAGGCCUUGGAUGGACACUGAGCAGAGCAGACUCCAGCAACAUGGCAUAAUUCAGAUAUACACUGACAGUGUAGAAAUCUAGCAACAUGGCAUUAUUCUGAUAUAUCCUGGCAGUCUGUGUUAACAUACAGGCUUGAUGCUGGUUGGCUGUGGUUGACUGUAUUUGACUGUGGUUGGCUGUGAACAUGUCAGGCAGAUGUAGAUACAUAUCAUAUGCAUGUAAGCAAGAGUGGAUGUGUGUCUCAACUGUGUAGGAAGGUCUUGACAAUUUUAUUUCAAGCCUUUGAUGCAAAGUGAGCCCAGGCUGGUGUAUCUUGUUGGUCAAUGGCUGACAGACCGCUCGUAAAACACUUACUCUUGAGACACAAGUUUCAUAGAUCGUCUUGUAAAAGUAGGUGUUUAUUCAAGGAUAACUUUAGUAAGGUUUCUAUUUAUUUUCCUUUGUGACAUUUAGAUUGAUAAUAUGGAGAAGCUAUGAACAUGUAUAUUAUUGCCAGAAGAGUACAGUUUCAUGUCACCCCACGAAUACUUCACCCAAUGCAUGCGAGUACAGCAGUGUACACUGUUUUAAGUCAUCCCACUAACAUUUGUGUGCUGUGUGCACAGCAGAGUAUACACUGUUUCAAGUCACCCCAUACUGUUUCAAGACAUGUUUCAGCCCACCAGAACAUUGGGUGCAGGUGUACCACAAAACGGUGUUAGUUCAUGCCCAAUGAAAUGUAUUUACUAUAAGUAAAUUCAAAGUAACACAAUCCUGUGAUAGAGAAUUGAACCUUUGAACUGAUGAAUCGGACCCAAGUGGAGUGCACCAGUACUUGAGGAAGUAAACAAAUGUAAAGGUAACAAUCACAGUCAAAAGAAAAGUUUCUGUAGUAAAUAAUCCUUCAGUUAAUUUUGUCUUCAUUUAUACUGUAACUGCCGAAUUCCAGUCACAGAUCAGUGGAUGAGACUGGAAGAGGCAGUGCAUCCAACAGUCAGUUUGUUGUGGUUGAAACACCGUUCUGCUCAGGUAUUGUAACCCAUGAUACAUCAUGUUGAGCCAGAGAUCAAAACGAGCAUGUUAGAAAUCUGGACAAUGUACAGGACAUUUCUCAUUGGCGUUAAUGGUAUAUGGUUUGCUCAGCUCACCUGUGAUUCAGCACCUGUGAUCAUUUAUACUCAUGUUUCUUCAGGAUUUGUUUGCAAAAUUAUUCUAUCUUAGUAGCAUUUAGUAUUGUUUUCCAGAACAAAAAGUUUGCAGCCUGCUUAUUGUGUUUGUUGUAUCAGUAUGAAAUGUGUUUGGUGCAAGGCCUGUUCUAAGGAGGCUGUAACAGAUACCUGCUUCCACACAGGGAGAUGCACGUCCCAUUUCUAAGGUUAUAUAAUAGACACCUGCUUUAAGCCAAUCAGGUGUUUGAAGAAGGAUAUGAUUAUAUCUCCCUCUGUUUCAUCCUGGAAAAACAUGUCAGCAGAGACUUUCAGGACCUUCUGUGUAAUCACAUUACACAUUUCCAGUCAGCCUUAGUUGUGCCGAGGGCAUGCUACAUUAUACACAACAUUGUCACAUCUCCAGCUGGUUCCAUUACUGAGUGCAUGAGGUGAAUUCUCCUCCAGUGAAUGAUUUCACAGUUAUCUCACGUCAGUCAAACGGGUGAAUGUGGUAUUUGUCAUGAAUGAUUGCAAAUCAGCUAAAUGUGAAUAAUGCUGACAAGAUCAGGUUGGUUCUACUCACGUCUGCUGCAAAACCUUCUCAACAGUGUGGAGGUGACAGACAGUUGAGGAGAGUUCAAGGUCAGGGAAUUUUAAGGGAAAUAUGUUGAUGUGUUCAGAAAAGACUUUAUAUUGUUUCAUGCAGUUCUUAGUGAGUUAAGAUUUAUAGUCACAUCGGCAAUCUUUCAGCCAUAUUGUGGCAGUUCUUAGUACUAAUCUGUUGAUACAAACAAUUUUUGCUGUUAUGCAUAUUCAUCUUAUACAAAUUUCAUGACCUUUGAAGCAAACUGAUUUCAUUGUUUAAAGGUGAUCUGUUAGAAGGCUAUACCCCAAAUCCAUGAGUUAUGGUUAAGUUUGUCCUCAACAUCUUCCAGGAAAUCCAAGUGACCGGAGAACUUCGUGACCCUGAUAGGGUGUUAUCAGGUUGUGGAACAGAGGUACUCAGUCCAGUCCGCAGACCAUGUACAUCACUGCCUCAAUACACUGGUAGCACCAGUAAACACAUACUAACCUAGACUAACAUGCAGCAAUCCUGACAGGUGUAUAUCUGCCUGAUGACAGGGCUAGAAUGUUAUAUAUUGUAUUUAGACAACACACCAGCUGUGUGCUACAUUAUACGUCACUUUUAACAACUUCAUUAUCACAUCUUAUAUGCUUGAACAAUAAAAGCUACUAUUUUCA